Molecule: messenger RNA, 949 nt
Organism: Cinara cedri
Lineage: Eukaryota; Metazoa; Arthropoda; Insecta; Hemiptera; Aphididae
Source: the annotation of a GenBank genome assembly
AUGUACCCUCUUCUGCAAAGAUGUCAACUGUAUGUGUUUCUUGAAUAGCAAUUACAUCAAUACCCUUUUGUCUGCAUAUUCUUCCUAACAAUUCUUUAGAGGAAAAAAGAAACUAAACAGCAGAAUAAGAGACAUAGACGGAAACUUGAUACUGGACAACGACAAAAUAACAACAAGAUGGAAAAAAUAUCUUGAAGCUCUAUACCAGGAAGGAGAAGCAGCUAAUCUUAAUAAUAAUAACAAUCCAGAUAUGCAAGGAGAAGUAAUCUUAAGAGGCGAGUUCAACAGUACUUUAAAAUUAAUGAAAACAGGUAAAGCAGCCGGUACAGAUGACAUAGCUAUGGAACUUAUUUAAAAUGCGAGUACAGAAUUACAAGACGAGCUAUUCAAAUUAGUGAAUGAUAUAUACACUACAGGAGAGAUCCCAAAAGACUUCAAGGAAAGCAUUAUAAUACCUAUACCUAAAAAAGCAACGGCAGAUAAAUGCAAUGAAUUUAGAACAAUAAGUUUAAUGGCACACGCAGCCAAAAUCCUAGUAAAGAUAAUAUGCACCCGAAUUGAGAGCAUAGUAGAAAAAGAGUUAGGCGACGACCAAUUCAGGUUCAGAAGGAACAAAGGUACUAGAGAGGCAAUCUUAAGCUUAAGAUUAUUGAUAGAAAAACAAAUAGAAUUUAAUAAAGACACAUUUAUAGCGUUUAUAGAUUUGGAAAAAGCUUUCGAUAAGGUACCAUGGAAAGGUCUAUUCUAUACUUUAGAAGGAAUAGGAGCUGACUACAAAGAUAGAAGGAUAAUAUAUAAUUUAUACAAAGACCAAUCAGCUAUAAUAAAAGUUACAGACAAAACAGAGACGGCGAUAAUUAGGAGAAUCCACUCUCGCCAGCUUUAUUUAAUAUUGACGUCGAACAGCCUAUCAAAGAAAUUAGAGAAACACUUCUCAGAAAUAAAAUAG